This is a messenger RNA of Chelmon rostratus (copperband butterflyfish), 882 nucleotides long. RefSeq names its product transmembrane protein 238-like. The record is from RefSeq and is a predicted model, not a curated record. Bases 49 to 612 code for a protein of 187 amino acids. The transcript is spliced from 2 exons. Lineage: Eukaryota; Metazoa; Chordata; Actinopteri; Chaetodontiformes; Chaetodontidae.
AGCAGCAGCGUUGCGCACCGUUACUCGGGCUCUCCUCGCUCCGCCGGUAUGGCCCACCGCUGCGUGGGCAACUGCGCGACGCUCUUCUUCCUCGCUGUUUUUUUUGAUGCAGCUGGUCUGGUCGUGCUUCUGGUCGGGAUUUUCGGCAACCUGAACUUAAACGGUCGCUUCUAUGGGGAUUUCCUCAUCUACACGGGCUCGGUGAUUAUUUUCCUCAGUUUGGUGUGGUGGAUUCUGUGGUACACCGGGAACGUCCAGCUGUACGCGGAGGACAGGCCAGGCUCCCUGGACAUCAACUUUACGCACUGGGCCAGGAAGCUGUCCGAGAGGCUCUCCAAAGGCGGCACGAAGCCUCUGGGAGCCGGGGAGGAGAAGAAGAAGAGCAUGGGCAACGGGAAGGAGAUGAACGGGACUGUGCGCGCUCUUGCGCCGUCUCGGGUUACGUGGGAAGAGUGCAGCCGCAGCGGAGCCGUGUCGGGUCACGACAACAGAGGCUUUGAUGGAGGCACUGAGCGCGGACCUCCAGCUGACAAAAACGUGGAGUUGGGGGUGUUGAGGAGCUCAGACGUGGCUCUGCAGGCGGCGGGUGACAAAUUAGAGAGGCUUCUCUGACAGGGGUGAUGUCCACCUUUCCUGGUGCUGUAGGACAGGCUCCCGCCUCGAGCUGCUUUCCAACAUACUGGAAACAAAAGUCACUUUUUUUAAACGGGGAAGACAAUUUCUUAAUCAGGGAAAAGCCCUGCAUCCGCCGUGGGUGGAAGGGCUGUGCACAGAGGAAGAAGAGGUCUUUAACAUGUACAUAGCAAAUUUCUAUUUUUAUGUGCCGAUUUUGUGACAGAUGUAAAUUAUUUUUUUGGGGAAUAAAGUUUACAUGUAAUUUGA